CCCCGUUGCUGUGCCCAUCGCCAUCGCCACCGCCACCGCGGAAUCGCCAACCCCCCCCCCUCCCCGCUGCAUCGUCUUCUUCCUUGCCGACCGUAUUCUCCUCCUGCUCCCGUCAGUUGGUGGCUUCUCCCUGCGCAUCCUCGUCACUCGCUGCGAUCAAUUUGCUGUGCGCCCUGCAGGUCAACACAUUGAAUGGCCUCUACUGAAGGCAUCCGUUCAGGGUUCAUGUCAUAGGAGAGGGCCUUAUCAACUAGAACAAUGCUUAGUUCAUUUUGCAGAAUACUUGUGUUUUUGCAAUAAUGCGCAGAAAUGCGGGCUCCUUGGGUGAAACUUGGUGCAUUGUCCCGUAAAAUAAAUCCUUUAGGAACAUCAAAUCAAAAUCAGGUAGUGGUAGAUAUAACUCGGAACAGUCAUGAGAACAGCAAUGGACAUGGACUUGGAGCACAUUCAGUUCCAGUUGCGCUUGGGGAGACAUCUACACGAUCUCCAGGGUGGAGCUUUCGAAGACACAAACAGAAUGGGAGUCGAUCCCCGAGUUCCUGUGGGUCAGCUGGCACCAACGGUUCAAGCUCUCUGAAAUGCAAAGAAGUACGGAUUGAUGUUGGAGUAGAUGAGGGCUCGGACCUUUUGGGAGAGAUUGCCAUGCUUGGUAACUUAACUCCUUUAAUUACAGGACUGUCGUCAAGGUUGGCUCCGCCUGGCGAAGUUUCGGCAAGAUUGACGACGAAGACUUUUUACUGGGGCCUUCGUCAUAUUCAACUCGAUGACAUAGUUGCGGUUAGUACGAAGGUGUCAUGUCACAAUGGCAGUGAGCGCUUUACCAUACAUUCGUAUCCUCUUAUGCAUACACGGUGGGUGCCUAGUUGCCUUGGCGAGCAUCGCAGACGCCGGAAUGACUUGCACUUUGCAGCACCAAGUCAAGAAGAAGCUGCUAAUUGGGUCAAUGCCUUCGCCAAUUACUGUCAUGUGAAUUUCAACAAACUACCUGCAAAGGAGCAGAAAGGAGCUUCUGUAAAAGAGGAGGUUGUCAUGAAAGUGCCAAUAAAAUGCAAGCCCGGACCUGUCAUGCUUGUUGUCCUCAAUCCCCGUUCCGGAAAAGGGAAGGCCAGCAAGGUGUUCCGGACAAAAGUGCUGCCAAUCUUAGAGUUGGCAGGGUGCACCCUUACAGUGGUGGAGACAACACAUGCUCGUCAUGCCCAAGAGCUAGCAGCUAGCAUUAAUCUUACGGAGUGUGCCGACGGCAUCGUUUGUGUGGGCGGUGAUGGUAUACUAAAUGAGGUCCUGAAUGGAUUGCUAAGCAGAGAUGACGCAGAAGCUGCUAGAGCCAUUCCACUGGGCAUUAUUCCGGCAGGCUCUGACAACUCGCUUGUGUGGACUGUUUUUGGCAUUCGCGACCCUACUGCUGCUGCAGUUGCAAUCGUCAAGGGAGGCACAAUUACGACUGAUGUGAUUGGAGUGGAGUGUCAUAAGACUGAUGACGUGCAUUUGGGUCUUACAGUGGCUUACUACGGUUUUAUGAGUGAUGUGCUUGAAUUAUCCGCCAAAUACCAGCGCCGAUGUGGGCCGCUGCGUUACUUUGUGGCAGGGUUUCUGAGAUUACUUUGCCUAUCUCAUUAUCAAUGUGAAGUACAUUAUCUUCCCGUGCCUCCAGACCUAGAAUCAGUGCAUGUUGACCAUGUGGUGAAGAGCGUUGAUUCCGUUGCCCAGGAAACUGGAUCCUUGGUUAUGUGUCCCGGACUUACAAUGCCAAAUAGGUUGAACGGUGACAGUGUAGGUGGUAUCGUAGAAGCUAAUAUGGAGCCGUCUGAUUACAUACGUGGUUUGAGUGAUAAAGAAAAAUGCAAUUCCUACUGCAGAAUGUAUCCUGCUGAGGAUGCAGUUACAGUCAAUACUGCAACUCCGGCCUCAUGGGCACGCACAAGGUCCAAGACAAGGAGUCGGUCCUUUGGACUUAAUGCAAUGGGACCUGAAUCUGUAUCUAGGCCAGUACAGACUGCUCGUCAUGUGUCUACAGAUGGUUCUUUGGACAAUGAAGGGUAUGGGGCUAAGACAAGAAGGUGGUUUUUAGAUGAAGAAGAUAAGUGGGAGAGUCGUAGUGGAACAUAUUUGGGGGUGAUCAUGUGCAAUCAUGAGUGCAAAACAGUCCAAUGCAUGAAGACUCAAUCUUUAGCUCCUCGUGCAGAGCAUGAUGACGGAGUGGUCCAUUUGCUCUUAGUACGGAACGUUGGCCGUUUGCAGUUGAUGCGUUUUUUCCUAUUAAUGCAGUUUGGGCGCCAUCUUUCUCUCCCUUUUGUGGAGUAUAGUAAGGCUAGGGCAGUUUGGCUAAAACCAGCUCCUGGAGCCCAUCAUUGCUGCGGCGUUGAUGGUGAGCUACUGACUCUGGAUGGACCCAUCACAACUCGAGUGCAACCUCAUUCAUGUCAAUUAAUUGGGAAGCGGCAACGGGCAUUAGCACUGCAUUGAAUCAACUGAUAUUUUGAGAGGAUAAAAGGGUUCGUUUCGUGCCAUUGUGAUAAGGUAUUGAUGUGUAAAUAGAAAGAAUAAGGUGUUUAGAUGUAGGAGGCUUUACAGGUUUCUCAGAUGGUUUUAGAAUUCAUUCUCAAUAUGUAGAUAUUUUUCAUUUUUACUUUGACAGUCAUGAGAGCUUGAGGAGUUUAUGAAACGUUAGAGUUAGUACAAAUAAUGGUGGGGAUGGGCCACUCUGACUUCAAUGGUUUUAGUGGAUUAUGUACACUCCUUGACUUGGAUUAUGUAUUUUCUUGAUACCCAUUCUUUUCA
Molecule: messenger RNA, 2778 nt
Organism: Physcomitrium patens
Lineage: Eukaryota; Viridiplantae; Streptophyta; Bryopsida; Funariales; Funariaceae
Product: sphingoid long-chain bases kinase 1
Biological process (GO): phosphorylation; ceramide metabolic process
Molecular function (GO): ceramide kinase activity
Source: RefSeq, a predicted model, not a curated record